Molecule: messenger RNA, 432 nt
Organism: Vidua macroura (Pin-tailed whydah)
Lineage: Eukaryota; Metazoa; Chordata; Aves; Passeriformes; Viduidae
Product: eotaxin-like
Exons: 3
Coding region: 55-432 (125 amino acids)
Biological process (GO): inflammatory response; positive regulation of GTPase activity; lymphocyte chemotaxis
Cellular component (GO): extracellular region
Molecular function (GO): CCR chemokine receptor binding; chemokine activity
Source: RefSeq, a predicted model, not a curated record
CCAAGCCUUGUCCUGCUCCCAAGCCUUGUCCUGCUCAGUGCCUGUGGCAGCACCAUGGCUCUCCGCCCCUUCCUGCUGCUGCUGCCACUGCUGGCUGCCUCCCUCCUCAUCACCCAGGCUCAAGGCAUUGGAAGCUCAGCCUUGGACUGCUGCCUGAAGCACAGCUCUUUAAAGAAGGAUAUCCCCAGUGGCGUGAUGACAUCCUACCACCUCCAGGGACCUGAGACUGGGUGCUACCUUCGUGCUGUUGUGCUUAUCACCAAGAGGAACAAGAAAAUCUGUGUCUCUCCCAAUGAUGACACUAUCCAGAAGUUGAUGCAGCAGCUGGACAAGAAGGCCAAGAAUGAGAAGGACAAGAAGCCCAAGAAUAAUAAGAGGCAGACCCAGCGUUCCAGGGGCAGACCCAAGAAGCAGAAGCGGCAGUGGGUCUAA